Messenger RNA from Indicator indicator, 2940 nucleotides. RefSeq names its product interleukin 4 receptor (gene IL4R). Gene Ontology annotation, molecular function: protein binding; cytokine receptor activity. The coding region runs from base 1 to 2940 and encodes 979 amino acids. Gene Ontology annotation, cellular component: external side of plasma membrane; membrane. The transcript has 8 exons. Gene Ontology annotation, biological process: production of molecular mediator involved in inflammatory response; cytokine-mediated signaling pathway. Lineage: Eukaryota; Metazoa; Chordata; Aves; Piciformes; Indicatoridae. The record is from RefSeq and is a predicted model, not a curated record.
AUGGCUGCAGUACACGUGCAGGAAUUUGCCUGCUUCACUGACUAUGACAAAGAGCUGGUUUGUCACUGGAAGGUCCCUGUGCAAAUGGAUUGCUCUAAAGAGUUCCUGCUCUACUACAGGAACAAAUCUCAUCCUCUGCUAGACAGUGUGUGUGUUCCUGAGAAUGGGAAGGACAGGCAGUGCACCUGCACAAUCCAUGCUGAGUUUUUUGUGUCAAGCCUGACAUACAUUCUAGCCCUGGAGUUCAAUGGGACUGACAUGUGGAAUUACCACGUUACUCCAGCCCUGGUUGUUAAGCCAAGGGCCCCCAAAAAUCUUGCCAUUGAGAAAGCCGAAAAUGGUAAUUUCAAUCUGAGCUGGGAGGAGAGCUACUCUCCUUCAUCUGUGCUCUCUGGACAGAUGGUCAAUUAUGAAGUGAAAUACUGGAGGAAACAGCACCCAACAGAGGUUUCUGUAAAAGCAAUUAAUUACCAGGCUAAAAGCUUUGAAAUUGUCACAAGCUCCCUUUGGAGGGGAUAUGACUAUGUUGCAAGUGUGAGGUGUAAAUACCUCAACUAUCCAGCCUACUGGAGUGAAUGGAGUGAAGAAGUUGAGUUUCUCUAUGAUUCCCAAGUAACAGCUGAGGACGCUCUGCGGAUGGCUGUUCCUGUGUCCUGCGUACUGAUCAUGGCAGUGUCUGUCAUCUGUUACUUCUGUUUUACCAAAGUGAAGAAAGAAUGGUGGGAUCAAAUCCCAAAUCCAGCAAAGAGCCAUCUGGUUGUUAAAAAUGUGAAGUUUUCAGUUUUGUGCUACAUUGAUGAAAUUAAGUUCCCUUUCCAUGACUUAAAGCAGACUCAUAUGGACAAAAUAAGCUGCACAGACUGUUUGUCUCAAACUUCAUCAAGCCAUAACUUCAAGGGAAAUGAUAACAUCAGAAAUGUUGAGAAAUCUUGCAGUUGCCACAGCAAGCCUGGAGAGUGGUUUCCAAAAGGCAGCAGUGCUGUUCUAACUCCUGAGGCAGUUCCAGUGCAGCCUAUAGAAAUCUGUGAGCGUUUAACAGACACAGAGGCUGACAGCCAGGAGGAGACCAGUGACCAGCUCCCUGUGUUUGAACCUUGUGAGAGCAGUGUUGAUGCUUUCAGAGAACACAAUGAUGCCAUAGCUAGGAUGUUCAGUGAUCUCCUGGCAGAUGAAAAUAGCAUGCAAGACAAAGACCCAGACAUUGCCAGAGGUGAGAAUAAAACCUUUGAGAAACUUGAGUCAGAAAAUGCAUUACAGCAAAGUCCAAAGGAAAGCACAACCCAGCAUCAGCAGCCUUCUGAUAUUUCUCAUAUGGUCUCCCUUUUCACCAAAGCUGCUCAAGAGAACUACAGUUGUAGUACAACCAGCAAGAAUUCAGAACAAUCAGAAGAAUCCUUUGAAUCUGGCUAUCGAAGCUCCAGCAUAAAUUCUGCUUCUCUGGAUGCAAGCAGUCUUCAAUGUACAGUUCACCAAAGCCUUUUUCCUUGCAGUUUUGGAAGUCAGCGUGAUUCAUGUGUUCUUAUCCAGGAAUCUCCAAAUAAACCAUCCUAUAGGACCAGAGAAGAUGGUGUAAGCAGCUUUGCACACAAGAGUUUUGAUACCCUUGUGUCUCCAUCCCUGGGUCUGUGUAGCUCUGCCUACAAGAGCUGUGACACCCUUAUAUCCCCAUCUGUGGAGCCCUGUGGUUCUGCAUAUAAAAGCUUUGAUGUUCUUGUGUCUGCAUUCAAGGAACCAAGUAGCUCUGCCUAUAAGAGCUUUGAUACUCUUCUGUCUCAGCCUGUGGCUAACAGCAGCCUGGCUCCGUGUUUUGAAAGUGUGUGCUCCUCGCUGCCUUUGGCACAGAUUUCAGAGACACCAGAACUAAGCUGCAGCGAUCCAAUUUACCAGCCCCCUAGGACUGGGACAUGUCAUACCAGCUGCAGAUCUCCCUGCACUGAGCUCAGUUUUCAAAAUACCUCUUCAGAGCAGACUGAUUUUCCAUCUUUCUUCACACCUCUGGCCUUCCUGCCAGAGGAAGAAAUACACAAGCAAGUAACAUAUCAAAAUGUUGAAAAGAAAGCCACUAUAAUACCUUGCCCUGCUGGACCUCUACCAUCUGGUUAUCAACCUUUUGAUAAUGCAGUUAAAUGCAAGGGCACAUAUGGUGAUGAUGCCAGGGAGGGUAUCUCUGAAUCACUGUACAAACCUUUCAUUCAUCUUUUGUACAGCAACCUGAGAGAAGCACCUCCUGAUACCAUCAGCUGUACAUCUGACCAGAGGACAGAUGACCACAUGUGUUUGGUUGUGCAGCAUUUUGACUGCAGCAUUGCCCCAGGUUUAGCCUCUAGUGAGGGUGUUGAACAGACUGGUGAUGGCAGCCGCUGGACCAUCAGCUCUGAGCUGCCUGCACACAGCAAAGAUGAAGACACUGGCAGAGAGGAACAGCUUUUGUGUUUGCUAGAGCAUAACUGUCAGGAUUUUAACAGCAGAGGAAGAACUACAAAGGGAACAAAGCCUAACAGCUUUAACUCUGCUGGACGAGGAGUGCGGGAGAGAAGCAGUAAUGGGCUAAGUGCUGACUUUCACUGCCACACAUACAAGCACUUGAGGGAACUUGGAAAGGCAGGGGAAAAUAAAGAGGUGAUGCAGCAUGCGGCAGGCAGGAAGCAUGGCUCAGCAGCUGCCUUACCAGAGGAGUCAUUGGACAGCACUGAGUUGAACUUAGGAAGAAAACCUGCAGAGCCCUUAGAGCUCCUGGUCUCAGACAAGUCACCACCUCCUCUUUUUGUGGACAACUAUCCUUCUGAUUUUCACACCAUUCACAGUGAGGGCUCCCAGCUGGCACCUGCAGUUAAAAAAAGACCAGUAGAACUAUUGAGGGAAAACAGAAAGAAUGGGAAAGAGGUGGAAUCUGUACAAGGCGUUGCCCAGGAGAACAACUGCUACAUGAAAGUAGCCUAG